Molecule: messenger RNA, 1216 nt
Organism: Drosophila hydei
Lineage: Eukaryota; Metazoa; Arthropoda; Insecta; Diptera; Drosophilidae
Gene: Or83c
Product: putative odorant receptor 83c
Exons: 4
Coding region: 35-1216 (393 amino acids)
Biological process (GO): detection of chemical stimulus involved in sensory perception of smell; sensory perception of smell
Cellular component (GO): plasma membrane
Molecular function (GO): odorant binding; olfactory receptor activity
Source: RefSeq, a predicted model, not a curated record
GCGAUUCCGAUGGCUCAAUAAGCAAACAGUCAACAUGAGACCUUCGUUGCGUAUGCACGAGCUUGUGACGCACAUCAACUCGGUUGCCCAGCAGCUGGGAUUGGAUAUGCUGACGGUCAAUGUUAAAUACAUUGGCCGCACCUGGAUCACAAUAUCAGCGCCGAUAACCUACGCGAUCUUCGGCGUCAACUGGGGCAUCAUAGAGGCGCGACGGCAUUGGAUGGAGGGCAUUAAGUCCUGCAUUAUGCUGGGCGGUCUCGUGAGCGGCUCGGCCAAGUUACUCACCAUACUGCUCAGGCAUACGCCCAUCAGGGAUCUGUUACACUAUAUUAUAAGAAUCUAUGAAGAGUACGAGAAACGCGGUGUCGACUAUUGUAACACUCUCAACUUCGGCAUCGAUCGAGUGAACAAAAUACAGCGCAUCAUUUUCGUCGGCUACUCAAUUACGUUCCUCAUAAUGCUCUUGAUACCUUUGGUAUUACUCGUCUACAAGGGCAUACGCAUCACAGUCAUGCCAUAUGAGAUACCGGGCCUGUCGCUCGACUCUAAUAUCGGCUAUGGGCUCACAUAUCUGCAGCACACGAUACCAGAGGUGGUGGGCGGCGUUGGCUUCUAUUUGGGCGAUAUGUUGGUACUGCUAGCCCUAAUCCAGAUCCAAACAUUCGCCGACAUUUUCCAGCUGAAAGCGAGUGCCUUGAACGAUGCGCUCGAUCGCAAAGAGCAGUCCAGAUAUGUGAGCAAUGUUGGCGAAUAUAUCGAUUUCGAUGUACAGGCACUGCUAAUGGACUUAAUCAAUUGGCAUCAGCUGUUCGUGGACUAUUGUGAAUUGGUCGAGAAGAUCUAUGACAAUCUGAUCGCUGCUCAGGUGUUUGCAGCUUCGGUGUCAAUUGUCGUUUGCCUAUGCGUGAAUCUCAAUGGAUUUCACCUGAUUUCUGCCAUCUUCUUUUUGGUUAGCGCCUACUCGAUGACAGUCUACUGCGUUGUGGGCACACAAAUUGAGUUCGCUUAUGAUCAGGUGUACGAGACCGUCUGCUGCUUGAGUUGGCAUGAACUGAAUUGUGAUCAACGCAAAUUGUAUGCUGUGAUGCUGCAGAGGGCGCAGAAUAUGAAAAUCAUCGUAUUGCUUGGCCUUGUGCCACUCAGCUUGGGCACAGCGCUGCAGCUAACAAAGCUCAUCUAUAGCAUAUCCAUGAUGAUGAUGCGGAAUCGCAAAUAA